Messenger RNA from Homo sapiens (human), 3274 nucleotides. RefSeq names its product CD22 molecule (gene CD22). Gene Ontology annotation, biological process: negative regulation of immunoglobulin production; negative regulation of calcium-mediated signaling; regulation of B cell proliferation. Bases 67 to 2610 code for a protein of 847 amino acids. The transcript is spliced from 14 exons. The record is from RefSeq and is marked validated. Gene Ontology annotation, cellular component: plasma membrane; neuronal cell body membrane; external side of plasma membrane. Gene Ontology annotation, molecular function: signaling receptor binding; CD4 receptor binding; sialic acid binding. Lineage: Eukaryota; Metazoa; Chordata; Mammalia; Primates; Hominidae.
AGAUGCUGCCAGGGUCCCUGAAGAGGGAAGACACGCGGAAACAGGCUUGCACCCAGACACGACACCAUGCAUCUCCUCGGCCCCUGGCUCCUGCUCCUGGUUCUAGAAUACUUGGCUUUCUCUGACUCAAGUAAAUGGGUUUUUGAGCACCCUGAAACCCUCUACGCCUGGGAGGGGGCCUGCGUCUGGAUCCCCUGCACCUACAGAGCCCUAGAUGGUGACCUGGAAAGCUUCAUCCUGUUCCACAAUCCUGAGUAUAACAAGAACACCUCGAAGUUUGAUGGGACAAGACUCUAUGAAAGCACAAAGGAUGGGAAGGUUCCUUCUGAGCAGAAAAGGGUGCAAUUCCUGGGAGACAAGAAUAAGAACUGCACACUGAGUAUCCACCCGGUGCACCUCAAUGACAGUGGUCAGCUGGGGCUGAGGAUGGAGUCCAAGACUGAGAAAUGGAUGGAACGAAUACACCUCAAUGUCUCUGAAAGGCCUUUUCCACCUCAUAUCCAGCUCCCUCCAGAAAUUCAAGAGUCCCAGGAAGUCACUCUGACCUGCUUGCUGAAUUUCUCCUGCUAUGGGUAUCCGAUCCAAUUGCAGUGGCUCCUAGAGGGGGUUCCAAUGAGGCAGGCUGCUGUCACCUCGACCUCCUUGACCAUCAAGUCUGUCUUCACCCGGAGCGAGCUCAAGUUCUCCCCACAGUGGAGUCACCAUGGGAAGAUUGUGACCUGCCAGCUUCAGGAUGCAGAUGGGAAGUUCCUCUCCAAUGACACGGUGCAGCUGAACGUGAAGCACACCCCGAAGUUGGAGAUCAAGGUCACUCCCAGUGAUGCCAUAGUGAGGGAGGGGGACUCUGUGACCAUGACCUGCGAGGUCAGCAGCAGCAACCCGGAGUACACGACGGUAUCCUGGCUCAAGGAUGGGACCUCGCUGAAGAAGCAGAAUACAUUCACGCUAAACCUGCGCGAAGUGACCAAGGACCAGAGUGGGAAGUACUGCUGUCAGGUCUCCAAUGACGUGGGCCCGGGAAGGUCGGAAGAAGUGUUCCUGCAAGUGCAGUAUGCCCCGGAACCUUCCACGGUUCAGAUCCUCCACUCACCGGCUGUGGAGGGAAGUCAAGUCGAGUUUCUUUGCAUGUCACUGGCCAAUCCUCUUCCAACAAAUUACACGUGGUACCACAAUGGGAAAGAAAUGCAGGGAAGGACAGAGGAGAAAGUCCACAUCCCAAAGAUCCUCCCCUGGCACGCUGGGACUUAUUCCUGUGUGGCAGAAAACAUUCUUGGUACUGGACAGAGGGGCCCGGGAGCUGAGCUGGAUGUCCAGUAUCCUCCCAAGAAGGUGACCACAGUGAUUCAAAACCCCAUGCCGAUUCGAGAAGGAGACACAGUGACCCUUUCCUGUAACUACAAUUCCAGUAACCCCAGUGUUACCCGGUAUGAAUGGAAACCCCAUGGCGCCUGGGAGGAGCCAUCGCUUGGGGUGCUGAAGAUCCAAAACGUUGGCUGGGACAACACAACCAUCGCCUGCGCAGCUUGUAAUAGUUGGUGCUCGUGGGCCUCCCCUGUCGCCCUGAAUGUCCAGUAUGCCCCCCGAGACGUGAGGGUCCGGAAAAUCAAGCCCCUUUCCGAGAUUCACUCUGGAAACUCGGUCAGCCUCCAAUGUGACUUCUCAAGCAGCCACCCCAAAGAAGUCCAGUUCUUCUGGGAGAAAAAUGGCAGGCUUCUGGGGAAAGAAAGCCAGCUGAAUUUUGACUCCAUCUCCCCAGAAGAUGCUGGGAGUUACAGCUGCUGGGUGAACAACUCCAUAGGACAGACAGCGUCCAAGGCCUGGACACUUGAAGUGCUGUAUGCACCCAGGAGGCUGCGUGUGUCCAUGAGCCCGGGGGACCAAGUGAUGGAGGGGAAGAGUGCAACCCUGACCUGUGAGAGCGACGCCAACCCUCCCGUCUCCCACUACACCUGGUUUGACUGGAAUAACCAAAGCCUCCCCUACCACAGCCAGAAGCUGAGAUUGGAGCCGGUGAAGGUCCAGCACUCGGGUGCCUACUGGUGCCAGGGGACCAACAGUGUGGGCAAGGGCCGUUCGCCUCUCAGCACCCUCACCGUCUACUAUAGCCCGGAGACCAUCGGCAGGCGAGUGGCUGUGGGACUCGGGUCCUGCCUCGCCAUCCUCAUCCUGGCAAUCUGUGGGCUCAAGCUCCAGCGACGUUGGAAGAGGACACAGAGCCAGCAGGGGCUUCAGGAGAAUUCCAGCGGCCAGAGCUUCUUUGUGAGGAAUAAAAAGGUUAGAAGGGCCCCCCUCUCUGAAGGCCCCCACUCCCUGGGAUGCUACAAUCCAAUGAUGGAAGAUGGCAUUAGCUACACCACCCUGCGCUUUCCCGAGAUGAACAUACCACGAACUGGAGAUGCAGAGUCCUCAGAGAUGCAGAGACCUCCCCCGGACUGCGAUGACACGGUCACUUAUUCAGCAUUGCACAAGCGCCAAGUGGGCGACUAUGAGAACGUCAUUCCAGAUUUUCCAGAAGAUGAGGGGAUUCAUUACUCAGAGCUGAUCCAGUUUGGGGUCGGGGAGCGGCCUCAGGCACAAGAAAAUGUGGACUAUGUGAUCCUCAAACAUUGACACUGGAUGGGCUGCAGCAGAGGCACUGGGGGCAGCGGGGGCCAGGGAAGUCCCCGAGUUUCCCCAGACACCGCCACAUGGCUUCCUCCUGCGCGCAUGUGCGCACACACACACACACACGCACACACACACACACACACUCACUGCGGAGAACCUUGUGCCUGGCUCAGAGCCAGUCUUUUUGGUGAGGGUAACCCCAAACCUCCAAAACUCCUGCCCCUGUUCUCUUCCACUCUCCUUGCUACCCAGAAAUCCAUCUAAAUACCUGCCCUGACAUGCACACCUCCCCCUGCCCCCACCACGGCCACUGGCCAUCUCCACCCCCAGCUGCUUGUGUCCCUCCUGGGAUCUGCUCGUCAUCAUUUUUCCUUCCCUUCUCCAUCUCUCUGGCCCUCUACCCCUGAUCUGACAUCCCCACUCACGAAUAUUAUGCCCAGUUUCUGCCUCUGAGGGAAAGCCCAGAAAAGGACAGAAACGAAGUAGAAAGGGGCCCAGUCCUGGCCUGGCUUCUCCUUUGGAAGUGAGGCAUUGCACGGGGAGACGUACGUAUCAGCGGCCCCUUGACUCUGGGGACUCCGGGUUUGAGAUGGACACACUGGUGUGGAUUAACCUGCCAGGGAGACAGAGCUCACAAUAAAAAUGGCUCAGAUGCCACUUCAAAGAA